AUGCGCCUAAGUAUGCAUGCUAAGGUUUGGAUAAGAGGAAUUGUGGUGAAAUUGUUGUCUUGCACAAGAUCCCAAGGUCAAGAAUUAGUACCCUUUGAUCCUGAGAUAGAAAAAACGUUCCGAGAGCUCUGUCACAUCAACCAACAAGCAUUUGAUACUGAUUUAGAGUCUGACACAGAGUCAAUGGCAGCCAACACUAAGCCCUUGAAGGAGUAUUCACAGCCCACAAUUUUAGAAGAGCCUUCAUGUAUCACAUUUCCUGAAAUUGAUGAUGUUUCGUUUGAGCUAAAAUCCGGUACCAUUGGUCUUCUUCCUUCGUUCUAUGGUAAAUCAAAUGAAGAUCCCAACAUUCAUAUUAAGGAUUUUUACAUAGCUUGUGGUACGGUUCAUAUCAAGGGAGUUUCACAAGAAAUAGUGCGUCUGAGAUUGUUCCCCUUCACUCUCAAAGACAAGGCCAAGUCAUGGUUCACCUCUCUUCCUGCUGGAUCCAUCACAUCAUGGGAAGAACUUGCUCAAAAAUUCAUGCUGAAAUUUUUCCCUGUCACAAAAACAUUGCUACUUAGGAAGGAAAUCACGAACUUUGAACAAAAGCCUCAAGAAUCUUUUCAUGAGUGCUGGGAGCGAUUUUGUGAUCUACUACAACAAUGUCCUCAUCAUGGAGUGGAAACUUGGAUGCAAAUGCAGAUCUUUUACCAAGGACUAACCUCAGCCAGUAGAAACAAUGUUGAUGCGGCGUGUGGAGGAGCUCUGAGUGAGAAAGAUCCUAAGGAGUGCUUCAAAACUUUUGAGAGAGUUGCUGCCAAUUCUAUGCAAUGGGGCGAUGACAGAUUCACAAGGAAGAUUACUGUGCAUAGUGUCGAUACAAAUCCUGGACUCGCUUCAGCAUCUCAAAAAUUGGAAGUCCAAGUGAGCCAGAUUGCAAACAUAGUCAAUGAGAGGGAGAAAGGCAAGUUACCUAGCCAACCUGAAAUCAAUCCAAGAGGCCAGGAGCACAUUAAGGCGAUAAAAACAUUAAGGAGUGGGCGAACUUAUGAGGCUAGACCUGAAGAUGUUUCUAAGGCUGAAACAGAGGGAAAACAAGCUGCUGAAAUGGAGUUAGACGUGGAAGACAUGAAUACACUUCAGCCACACCCUGUCCCUGCCACAACGGAUGUUACAGAGGCCCCUACAGCAGCUAUUGAGCCUACCAAAGAACCUACAGCAGCUACCCCUUCCAAGGAGCGAAUAUAUGUGCCUCAAGUUCCUUUCCGCAAAGACUACAGAAGCACAAGAGAGAUCAACAAACAAUGGAUAUUCUGGAAUUGUUUAGAAAGGUUCAAAUAA
Molecule: messenger RNA, 1323 nt
Organism: Prunus armeniaca (apricot)
Lineage: Eukaryota; Viridiplantae; Streptophyta; Magnoliopsida; Rosales; Rosaceae
Source: the annotation of a GenBank genome assembly